Paramecium tetraurelia is the source of this 264-nucleotide messenger RNA. RefSeq lists its product as uncharacterized. NCBI's taxonomy places the organism in Eukaryota, Ciliophora, Oligohymenophorea, Peniculida, Parameciidae. The record is from RefSeq and is a predicted model, not a curated record. The transcript is spliced from 2 exons.
AUGCUUUUAGAAGGCAUCUAAAGCAUGUUAACCAACAUUAAAGAAGUAAAUGUCCAAUUUUACAAUAGUCUAUCGUUGAGGCAAAAUUGGUUAGAUUUAUAAGAUAGAAUAUAUAAUAGAGCAUAAUACUACAAAACUUAUGGAAAUUCUUGUAUUAGUGAUGCAAGAAAUGUUGCUGAGGUUAAUGUCUGUUGCGACAAUUACAUCUAAAGACUAAACAAUGACUUUUAUAACGAUGUAUUAAAAAUAUUAAAGGAUUAUUGA